Messenger RNA from Fukomys damarensis (Damara mole-rat), 1922 nucleotides. RefSeq names its product adenosine deaminase like (gene Mapda). NCBI's taxonomy places the organism in Eukaryota, Metazoa, Chordata, Mammalia, Rodentia, Bathyergidae. The record is from RefSeq and is a predicted model, not a curated record. Gene Ontology annotation, biological process: adenosine catabolic process; inosine biosynthetic process. The transcript is spliced from 11 exons. The coding region runs from base 686 to 1711 and encodes 341 amino acids. Gene Ontology annotation, molecular function: adenosine deaminase activity.
AACGGUGUCCGAGCCCCUCCCGAAUUCUCCCGCCCGGCCCUCAAGAAGCCCGGAACGGAAGAAGCAGGCAUUGUUUGCGCGCCAGUUCCGGGCGCGCGCGUGCGUCACCUCCGGCGGAGCGUACUUCGCAGAGAGGGUUUGAAAAGUGUUUCUGGUGCUAAUAUCAGCUGCGCUUGUCCUUUUUUUGAUUGUCCGGAUACAUUUUUCCAGAAGGACUGAACGACAACGUGCGAGGGGAACACGGAUUGUCACUUUACUGCAAGCCUUUCAGUGUGAGGGGAAUACUUUUCUAGACCCUCGGAGCUGAGAAAUCUCUAAGAGGUGAAUUUGAGUACUGACAGCCUGUCUCGGGUGGCAGGCAGUGAAGGGGUUUGGUCAGGCCAAAGGAGGUUCAGCCCUGGGGACCUUUACGGGCCAGAAGGCCCUGCCUGGAAUGCUGGUGUCCUUGCUAAUUUAUUUAUUGCUCUCGUCCUGCAAAGCAGAACUCAUUUAAAUCUGAAAACAAAUCAGGCCAUAUGGAUGAUGAAAAAAGACCGUUACAGGUGAAAUUGAACCCAGAACUAUAUAUACAACCAAUCUAAUGAAAAUGUGUGGAAGUGAUCUGAAGAAAAUCCAGGAACGCAGAAUUUACUGAAAUAAAAGGGUAAGAGUGGAAAAGGACCAUUUUUUUCCUGCUGAAAUCACGAUGGAGGCAGAACAGCAGCAGCCAUGGAUGACAGACUUUUACUUGGAAUUGCCCAAAGUGGAACUUCAUGCCCACUUGAAUGGAUCCAUUAGUUCAAAUACCAUGAAGAAAUUAAUAGCCAAGAAGCCAAAUCUUGACAUCAACAAUCAGAUGACUAUGAUUGACAAAGGAAAGAAAAGAACUUUAGAAGAAUGUUUCCAUAUGUUUCAAAUUAUUCAUCAGCUUACUACUGGGCCUGAAGAUAUUCUGAUGGUCACAAAAGAUGUCAUUAAAGAAUUUGCUGAUGAUGGUGUCAAGUACCUGGAACUGAGGAGCACACCCAGAAGAGAAAAUGCUACUGGAAUGACCAAAAAGAUUUAUGUGGAAUCUAUACUUGAGGGUAUAAAACAGUCCAAACAAGAAAAUUUAGACAUUGAUGUUAGGUACUUGAUCACAAUUGACAGAAGAGGGGGCUCUGAGGCAGCCAAGGAGGCUGUUAAACUUGCAAAAGAGUUCUUCCUUUCUGCCGAGGGUACAGUUCUUGGCCUUGACCUCAGUGGAGACCCUACUAUAGGAAAAGCAAGAGACUUCUUGGAACCACUUUUAGAAGCUAAAAGAGCCGGCCUAAAAUUGGCUCUGCAUCUUUCAGAGAUUCCAAACCAAAAAGAAGAAACCCAGAUGCUCCUGGAUUUGCUUCCUGACAGAAUCGGGCAUGGAACAUUUCUCACCUCCUCUGAGAGAGGAUCCCUGGAUCUGGUGGACUUUGUAAGGCAGCAUCAGAUACCACUUGAACUCUGUUUGACUUCAAACGUCAAAAGUCAGACGGUUCCAUCUUACGACCAGCAUCACUUCGGAUUCUGGUACAGCAUCUCUCAUCCAUCUGUGAUCUGUGUAAGACUGAUGAUAAGGGUGUUUUUUCAACCUGCCUUUCUCAAGAGUACCAGCUGGCAGCUGAAACAUUUAAAUUGGCCCAGUCUCAAGUGUGGGAUCUGUCUUAUGAGUCCAUCAGCUACAUCUUUGCUUCUGACAGCACCAGAUUGGAACUGAGGAAGAAGUGGAAUCACCUGAAGCCCAAAGUGUUACACUUCUAAGCUGUAGGAAGGUGAACUGCUUUGGGGUCUGUGUUGCCAUUCCUGCCAUAUCCCACUCAGUAAAUCGUCCACCUCUUUGAAUAACGGUACACAUGGCAGGUGCUCAGUAAUUAUGUUUUUUUUUUUUUUUAUUGGCUUUUUGAGACAGGGUCUUACUAUGUAGUUGA